CGGUUUACGCGGAACCGGUACGAAUGGCGUCGCUGAUUGGCUGCUUCGUAGCAGGUGACCUAAAACAGGUAUGCGGAAUGGGCAACGCCUCUAGCGACGGCGUACAUUUGAAGUCGACAGUCAACAAAGGGUCGCAGAACAUAUACAUUUGGCUAUGUAAUGUUACUUUGCGAGUGAACGAUGACCCCUAGGUCAUAAUCACCGCUUACGCAACAGCUGUGCUCGGAAAACGACAGGUAUCUACGACACGUAAAGAACGAUCAUGCCGCUUCUGAGUCGCUGCUGGACGCCUUUUCUCCUGUACCACUGGACCAACCUCCGCUAUGGGAGUUUCUACGCUGCGAUGUACACAGCAGUGUACCAUGUGUUAUUCAUAUUCUAUGCCAUAUAUGCCGUCAGCGGGGGAAGAACUGACUAUUUCUUCAGCCCGUACUUCGAGCUUUCCAUGAAAGGAAUAUAUGCUGCAGCAGGUUGCACCAUGGGGUUUGGAGUUGUCUUCCUUCUCUUCACGUUAAUGUUAGUCAUAGGCAUCAAACGUGAUAACCGUUGCCUCUUCUUCCCAUGGAUUAUAUCUGUUGUCAUCGAAAUCCUUCUCAUGAUUGCCGUAGGACUGUGGUACAUCGGCCGCUAUUACAGAAAUCUUUACUCCGUACUGGCUGCAAUCAUCCUUUGGUGCAUUGACGGUGUCCAUGUCUACUGCUUCAUGUGCGUUAUCUCACACUACCAGGUGGUCCGUGACCUCCAGGAGCCGAAGUUCCAGAUUCUGUACCCAUAGUUCCGCAUCUAGUUGUUCAGACUGCAGGAAAACUGGACAAAUAUUUACACCAACCACACAUUCAAUUUCUACUCCUCCAUCUUUUUGGAGUGUGCAAAGAACAUGCUCAGGAAGCAUAUCGAUUAGAUGAUAUCUGAAAUCCCCUAAGAAGGCAGAGAUGUGCACAUAGCUAUACUGGUGACGGCAAUGUGGUAGAACUUGAACCAAUAGAAAGGGACAAGCUAACAGCAAAAAAGGAGACCAACCCACGUGCGAAUGCUCCUUGCUAAGUACAGCCUUUGUCAAAAGAAACAGUCUCUAUGUAUCCAAUUUGCAGAUGAUUUCCGAAGUGUUCAGUUGACCUGUUGGCAUCUACAGUGCAGAGAACUACCACCAUCACCCUCUACAGCUUUCUAUUGCCACUAGUUCCCCUAGUGUGGCACAAAACAGCCAGAAGUUGGCAACACAUGCUGCUAGUGGCUUUGUUUCUUUUGACAAAUGAUGUACUUUCUUGGAGUGCGAGCACCUAGGUUCAAGCAUGGUAGCAUUCCAGUUGUGCAGAAGAAUGUGCCUAGAGAAUUUUGCACACUGUCUAUAAUGAAUUUUGGCUGAAACUGCACAUAAUUCUUGGUGCAGAGGCUUACCAUAAGAAGACGCCUUCUACGAUUUAAUUGUUUAGUUUUACACCACAAGACAAUUUUUUUGUCCACGCAUGGGCAUACAUCACUGCCUCCCUCUUGCAUAUCUGUAUUUACAUAUAUAUAUAUAUAUAUAUAUAUAUAUAUAUAUAUAUAUAUAUAUAUACAUAUCCUGAAAAAGAAAAUGCAGCUUGCUUAUCUAUGAGCAUUCAUGCUCAAAUAUCACACAGAGGUGGGACGUUGCAGUGGACACUUUUCAAUAGCGGCAAAAUGUGACGCAAGCUGCGUUUCACUGUUACAGCUAUAGAUAGCGCCACCAUUUGGUUCCUGCAAAUCCUAUGUUUUUUGUCUGUCACUGCUGCAGACAUGUACUACAGAUUUAUUCUUGACAAAAUAGGCAAGGAACAGAAACAAGCACGGUAUAAGCUGCACAUACUGCAGAACAACUUAUGUGUGAAAUUUAAGCAUGAACGAGCCGGUAGGUAAGACGGAAGAACCUUGUAAUAGCUGGCUCCCCUGCUUAUGCAGCAUUUUGUACAAGCAGUGAUGCAUGUUGCAUUCCAUUGUCAUUCCGUCCAGUUUAUACAUGGGAGAAAGAGGUCUCACAUUUGCAAUGUAUACACAUCCUACUUGUUUUGCAGCUAUAGAGUUUAGCACAUUUGCACAUUGAGCCGCCAUUUGAGGUAAGUCACAGUGCUAAAAAAAUUACCAGAGGCUAAUUAAUGAUCUGGCACUAGGGUGGACAAGAGCACUGGUUGAACCAACAUGGGAAUGACAGAAACACAUGACCGUUAUAGAAAUUGCAGUGAAAUGUCCUUGCAGCUUUCUGCAUUAUCCUUCUUCAAGCUAAUGCAUUGUGAUCUGUAGUAUAUUUAAAGAUUUUUCCAACCUCCGA
Molecule: messenger RNA, 2287 nt
Organism: Dermacentor andersoni
Lineage: Eukaryota; Metazoa; Arthropoda; Arachnida; Ixodida; Ixodidae
Gene: pasi1
Product: septate junction component pasiflora 1
Biological process (GO): establishment of glial blood-brain barrier; regulation of tube length, open tracheal system; septate junction assembly
Cellular component (GO): plasma membrane
Source: RefSeq, a predicted model, not a curated record